GUGUGUGUGUGUGAAUGUGAGGGAGAGAGGGAGAGUACUCCCAGUGCAGUCUGAUCAGUGUUUCAGUCUCCCUCUUGCUAUGUGGAUUACAGCUCCCACUGCUUACUGGAUUGCUAUUACUGGAAACUUGUAUUGGACAAACAGAGGGGAUUUCUACUGGAGUGUUUGACAGCAGGGACUUUAAUACAGGUGCUAGCUGGACUUCUGCAGUUAAUUCAGACUGUUGUACCCAAGUAUGGAGAUAAACGGUCGUGUCCUGCCGCCUUCAAUACCUGAGGAUGGAGAAGCCCCGGACCAUGUUCAUCAUGGGGAGAUGAAUGGGUACCACCAGAGGCUUCAGGGCGGUGAUGGGGGAGAGGCUGAGGUGCCAGUGUCCAAGUCCCAGAGACGAAAGAGUGAUGUCAAAGUCUAUAAGGAGUUUUGUGAUUUUUAUGCUCGCUUCAACAUGGCCAACGCUCUGGCCAACGCCAUGUGUGAGCGCUGCAAGAGUGGCUUUGCCCCAGCGGAGAAGAUAGUGAACAGCAACGGGGAACUUUACCAUGAGCAGUGCUUUGUGUGCGCCCAGUGUUUCCAACAGUUCCCAGAGGGACUCUUCUAUGAGUUUGAAGGCAGGAAAUACUGCGAACAUGACUUUCAGAUGCUGUUCGCUCCCUGCUGCCACCAAUGUGGGGAGUUCAUCAUUGGCCGUGUGAUCAAGGCCAUGAACAACAGUUGGCAUCCAGACUGUUUCUGCUGUGAUAUCUGCCAGGCUGUGCUUGCUGAUGUUGGAUUUGUUAAGAAUGCUGGAAGGCACCUGUGUCGUCCAUGUCACAACAGAGAAAAAGCUCGGGGCCUUGGCAAGUACAUCUGUCAGAAGUGUCACGCCAUUAUUGAGGAGCAGCCUCUCCUGUUCAAGAAUGACCCAUACCACCCUGAUCACUUCAACUGCAACAACUGCGGUAAGGAGCUGACAGCUGAUGCAAGGGAGCUAAAGGGGGAGCUCUACUGUCUGCCCUGCCAUGACAAGAUGGGCGUCCCCAUCUGCGGAGCCUGUAGGAGACCCAUCGAGGGCCGUGUGGUUAAUGCCAUGGGCAAGCAGUGGCACGUGGAGCAUUUUGUGUGUGCUAAGUGUGAGAAACCCUUCCUGGGACACCGUCACUACGAGCGCAAAGGCCUGGCCUACUGUGAAACACACUAUAACCAGCUGUUCGGAGAUGUUUGCUACCACUGCAACCGUGUCAUUGAAGGAGAUGUGGUGUCUGCCCUCAACAAGGCUUGGUGUGUCAACUGUUUCGCCUGCUCGACCUGCAACACCAAGCUCACCCUCAAGAACAAGUUUGUGGAGUUUGAUAUGAAGCCCGUGUGUAAGAAAUGCUACGAGAAAUUCCCUCUGGAGCUGAAGAAGAGACUGAAGAAGCUGUCUGAAACAGUCGCCCGGAAGUAAACACACAGCGGAGCAGCUGGAGAGAGGGAGAAAUAGAUUGGAGGUUGCCACGCAAGUCGCAUUUCCAGAGUUGACAAUCGUAUAAAAUAGGAUUUUUGUGUUUUAUAUAAUUGGUUAGUUAUUUCAGAGGAAAACUCUACUUUAUGUCCUUUUAGCUACAGAGAAUUAUUGAAUGAGCCUGAAACUGACCGUCAGGCAAAUGGUUGGUCAGUCAGUCAGUCAGUCAGCAGGUUCAGUACCAACCUCUUCAGUGCCUUUAGCUCAUAUACUGCACUCUAUAUAUCUCACAUGCUUGCCUUAUUUCAAUGUAUCUACUAAACCUUAAUAUAGAUGACAAUGAUGGUGGUCCUGUAUUUCAAAAUGACACAUGAGCUUUAAGAGAACAUCGAAAUGUUAGAUUGGAAAAAAUGCGUGUUGACAGACCGUUCAACUGCUCCUCAACUGCUCCUCAACUGCUGGAUCUGACUCAUGUUACUGACCCUCUUGGAUAAAAAUGGAGUAAACCCAAAGAAAGUUCUGUGGAAUUUGUAUAUAGUAUCUCCAAUAUUCACUGUUUUUCAUCAACAUGUAUUAUUUUAUGUAUGUGUAUUUUCUUUAAUAUUAUGCAAAGUAAGUGUGUUUUUAGCUCUAUGAAGUUAGAAUUGUGUUUUGCAUCUACAGUUUAUGACAACAUACCAUCACCUCCUUAAUGCUACAGCGAUGGGUGCAACCAUCACCUGCAGUAUGUUGGAUUGCCUUCUUAUGUGCUAUGCAUUUAAUGUGUGAAACAAUCUCUAUGUAAAGUGGUAUUUACAGUGAGUUACAAGGUUAUUAGGUUCACUUUUACAAUCUCAUAUAAUCCAAAUAACAGCCCUGAAAUAUAUCCAAAGCUCAUGCUUUUCAGUUUUUGUUUGAUCUCAUUUACAGUAAAUACAUCAUAGCGACGGGAUAUUGUGAUGCAGUCCAACUACGGCUUUAAAAAUUACUAUGUAGGUGAAGCAACGCCUCUGCUCUGACUCGCUGUCAACAAAUACUGAACAUAAUGAGCUUCACCAUAACAGGAUUUAUUGCAUGGCAACUGGUCACUCUGUGUGUCUUGCAGCACGAUGGCUUGCAGCAUAUGCUGAGACCGGAUGUUGGAGUAAUGUUAGAUGUUAGAGAACAUGUGUUUCUGCUGUUUGUAAUCCAGAGAAAGUGAUCCUCUUAGAGAGGUGUACCGACUUCCUCAGGGCUCAGACCCUCUUAGGAAAGAAAGCCAACUGUUGUGAACAGGAAGGAAUAGUUUCACUUGAGCAGUAUUUUAUCACAAAAGGCUUAUAUUUGCAUAGUUUAUUAGAAGAACACAUUCCACUGUUUUAUGAAAAUACAAAGCCUGUGUUGCUGGGAAUUUCCCCACCUGUGCCGCAACAUUUCUCGUAUGUCAUGUAAAAGUAGAAACUAGCCACUGAACUUCAGCUCCCCUAAAAAUAGUCCAGUGGAUACUUUUAUUUGAUAUGGUACUACCUGGGCGACUGAGAUGACUUCACACAGACAGAUACUGCUACUUAUACUGUAUUUUAUCUUCACAAUGCUUGUCAAGAGACAAUAUUUAUUCAUCUAAACACACCAAAGUGCAUGUUUUAAACUUGAAUGGAAAACCAUUUUUCAUUUUAUCUAAAGUCAUUCUGUAAAUUCACCUAAAUAAACAUGUAUAACAACA
Plectropomus leopardus (leopard coralgrouper) is the source of this 3101-nucleotide messenger RNA. RefSeq names its product LIM and senescent cell antigen-like-containing domain protein 1. The record is from RefSeq and is a predicted model, not a curated record. NCBI's taxonomy places the organism in Eukaryota, Metazoa, Chordata, Actinopteri, Perciformes, Serranidae. Gene Ontology annotation, biological process: cell-cell adhesion; positive regulation of integrin-mediated signaling pathway; positive regulation of substrate adhesion-dependent cell spreading. Gene Ontology annotation, cellular component: cytoplasm; cell-cell junction; focal adhesion.